This is a messenger RNA of Trichoderma atroviride IMI 206040, 1047 nucleotides long. Lineage: Eukaryota; Fungi; Ascomycota; Sordariomycetes; Hypocreales; Hypocreaceae. The record is from RefSeq and is a predicted model, not a curated record.
UUCGCGCCGGCCGGCGAAGAAAUGCGGUUCUUCCGGCGAAUCUAUACCGACAUUCUGGGUCCCAAACAGUCGCAGCAGGUCAGGAAAUAUCAGGACUACGAGGCUACAGUCUCACUGCUUGCAUUUUGCGAAGCCCCAGAUGACUACGAGUCCCAUACAAGCAAUUUCGCAAUAAGCGUCAUCUUCAGCGCCGUGUAUGGAACUAGAGUCAGCCGACGAACUCAUCCUCUCAUGGUCGAGUUACAGGACAUUUGGAGCGGUGUUUUGAGCAAUGCCCAACCCGGUAGCCUCCUCAUCGACUGGCUGCCCUUUCUCGAGAAACUACCACUGCGUUUCCAGCCCUGGCUCAAGCUCGCAGACUCUCUCCACGCGCGGGACUGCGCUGUCCACAUGGCCUUUCUCAAACUAUUACGAAAGCAAAUCGACGCUGGAAUUGCGCCAGUGUGCUUUGGCGUCAAUGCUAUCGCGCACCAAAAGAAAGAGGGCUUCGAUGACGACCUGCUACUUGGCAUUUGCACUGCCAUCAUCGUUGCCGGCGGCGAAUCAACUGCCUCUAUGAUGCAGUCCUUUAUUAAACUCAUGGCGCUGCAUCCAGAGGUUCAGCAAAGAGCCCAAGAAGAAAUCGACCGAGUCGUUGGACCUUCCCGUCUUCCAACCUGGAAAGACCAUCCAAACCUCCCCUACACCAGGGCCAUCAUAAAAGAACUCGGCAGAUUCGCUCCCCUACUCACCUUUUCAUUUCCACACUACUCAACAGAAGAGUUUGUAUACCAGGGAUACACCAUUCCGAACAACACCCUGCUGCUGCCUUGCGCCGAUAACCUCAACCGUGACCGCACACGAUAUGACGAUGCUGAUACUUUCAGACCGGAACGCUUCCUCGGCGAUGACAUGGAGUCCCAUAUGAGCGCCAGACAGACCGACUAUCGCAAGCGUGACCAUGUCAACUAUGGCUUUGGCCGUCGUAUGUGUCCAGGCAUGUCCCACUCCUUCUUCGCGGAAAACUCGCUCUUUAUCCAAAUCACUCGCUUUCUAUGGGCAUUUGAC